Molecule: messenger RNA, 3003 nt
Organism: Gadus morhua (Atlantic cod)
Lineage: Eukaryota; Metazoa; Chordata; Actinopteri; Gadiformes; Gadidae
Gene: prkd4
Product: protein kinase D4
Exons: 19
Coding region: 196-2733 (845 amino acids)
Biological process (GO): intracellular signal transduction; phospholipase C-activating G protein-coupled receptor signaling pathway; protein phosphorylation
Cellular component (GO): cytosol
Molecular function (GO): ATP binding; protein serine/threonine kinase activity
Source: RefSeq, a predicted model, not a curated record
ACAUCAAGUGGCGUGCGCUGGAACCAGAGUCACCGGAGUUCAUAUCCGAGCACAAUCGCAGGAGAGCAGAGAAUGGCAGAUCACAGCCAGUUCCCUGGUCCGUAGCGUUUACAUGUGUAUGUCUACAUACACACACACGCACAGGCGCACACCGACCUCCCUGGAGAAGAUACUACUGCCAUCGGUGACAUCGCCAUGACGACCUUGAACCCCACGGCCCCUGAGAGCCCCAGUGGCCCCGCCGUGGCCCGCUCCCCGCCCGCUCCCCCGGCGGGGCCGGUGGGGGGGGCGGUGUGGGAGACGGAGGGGCCGGUGUUGGUGCAGUUCCAGCUGGGUCUCUCCAGAGAGGUGGUGCGCGUUGCCGGGGGAAACGUCAGCUACCGCCACGCCAAGAGGCUGGCCAUGGAGAUCAUCGCCCGCAAGGCCCCCUACUGCAGCGUGGUGGGCCCGGGGGAGAGGAUCCUGCUGUUCAGACACCAGCAGCAGCAGGGUCUGCAGCGCCUGGCCCAGAGCGACGAGCUGCAGAACGGAGACCUCAUCGAGGUCAUCAUCGCAGAGUCGGCCGGCGUGACGGAGAUGAAGGUCCGCCCCCACUCUCUGGCGGUGCACUCGUACCGCUCCCCCACCUUCUGCCACCACUGUGGGGAGAUGCUGUGGGGGCUGGUCCGCCAGGGCCUGAGAUGUGAAGGCUGUGGGCUGGACUUCCACAAGCGCUGUGCCUUCAUGCUGCCCAACGACUGCAGCCACACCAAGCGUCACAUCGCUGCCAGCCUCUCCCUGUUCCCGCCCCGGAGACCCAGGGCGCCCUCCCUCUCCUCGCAGACAGGGGGCAGUCUAGAGGAGAUCAGCCUAUCCAAGCCCAACUCGCGGCCGGCCUCGUGGGCGGAGCCUCCGAUGUGGCUGGGGGUGGGCUACGGCGACGUGGUGAAGACCAAGGUCCCUCACACCUUCCACAUCCACAGCUACACCAAGCCCACCGUCUGCCAGUACUGCCACCGGCUGCUCAAGGGCCUCUUCCGACAGGGGCUGCAGUGCACCGACUGCAGGUUUAACUGCCACAGACGCUGUGAGCUGCUGGUCCCUCGAGACUGUCCUGGGGAUAGGAGAGGCAGCUCUGAACAAGACUCCACAGCCAAUCACAGCGGCAAAGAGGAGAGCGAGGACACAGAGUCGGACCUCGUUAGUAUGACAUCACUGGACAGCAGUGAUGAGGAGACGCAUGCUGAUGAAGACCCAUUGGCUGACAGCCAGGCACCUUUGCUCCAGCAACCACCAAUCGGUCCGUGUUUCAGCAGCUUCAUCCCCCUGAUGAGGGUAGUGCAGUCUGUGCACCAUGCUAAGAGGAGAGCUAGCUGUGUGCUGAGGGAGGGGUGGCUGCUGCACCACACACACAUCGACACGCUGAGAAAACGUCACUACUGGGUGUUGGACUGGAAGAGCAUCACUCUGUACCAGAACGAAGGCAGCAGCAAGUUCUACAAGGAGAUCCCUCUCUCGGAGGUGCUGCAGGUCCGGGGCCCCACGGAGCUCUCGGUGGCCGCGUUGCCAGGCAACCGGCCCCACUCACUGGAGGUGGUGACGGGCCCGGUGGUGUACUGCGUGCAGGUGCAGAAGGACGCCCAGGCCUGGGAGCGGGACCUGCGGCGGGCCCUCAUGCCCAUGCUGUGCAGCGGCGACGGGGCCAUGGUCCAACGGGCCAACCAGGGGGGAGCUGGUGGUGGUGGAAAGGCCCCAGGAGUGGGGGGCCGAGGCCUGCACAGAGAAGCGAGUGCAGACAUCAGCCUCGUGUACCAGAUCAUAACGGACGAGAUGCUGGGCUCAGGCCAGUUCGGCGUCGUGUUCGCAGGUACCCACAGGACGUCGGGCCGCUCGGUGGCCAUCAAGGUGAUCGACAAGAGACGCUUCCCCUCCCACCAGGAGGGCCAGCUGAAGAACGAAGUCACCAUCCUACAGAACCUGUCCCACCCCGGGGUGGUGCAGAUGGAGGCCAUGUUUGAGACGGUGGAGCACAUCUUCGUGGUGAUGGAGAAGCUCCACGGGGACAUGCUGGAGAUGAUCCUGUCCAGUGAGAAGGGCCGCCUCCCCGAGCGCAACACCCGCUUCCUGGUCACCCAGGUCCUGGAGGCGCUCCGGUACCUGCAUCUGAAGCACAUCGCCCACUGCGACCUGAAGCCGGAGAACGUCCUGCUGGCCUCCACCGACCCCUUCCCCCUGGUGAAGCUGUGCGACUUCGGCUUCGCCCGCAUCAUCGGGGAAAAGUCGUUCCGCCGCUCGGUGGUUGGUACGCCGGCGUACCUGGCCCCCGAGGUGCUGUGCAGCGGCGGCUACAACCGCUCUCUGGACAUGUGGUCGGUGGGCGUGGUGGCCUACGUCAGCCUCAGCGGCACCUUCCCCUUCAACGAGGACGAGGACAUCGGCCAGCAGAUCACCAACGCCUCCUUCAUGUACCCCCGCCAGCCCUGGGCCACCAUCUCCCUGGAAGCGGUGAGUCUGAUCAGCAACCUGCUGCAGGUGUCUGUGAGGAGGAGGUACAGUGUGGGCAAGGCCCUGGGACACCCCUGGCUGCAGGACUUCCAGCUGUGGUGUGACCUGCGGGCGUUUGAGCAGCGGAUGGGAAGCAGGUACCUGACCCACGAGGGUGACGAGGAGCGCUGGCGGCGCUACGCCCAGGAGAGGGCGCUGGUGUUCCCCCCGCAGCUGUGCUGCGAUGCGGGCAGCAGCCGCCCCGUCUGACCUGGCGUUAUUCGUGGUUAUUAAAGUUAUUAAAGGGGACAUUUUGUAUUGGUCAUUCUUUCAAGAACAAGGUUGCGUUUGAGUUUGUCUUUUUUUUUUUUUUAUCUUAUUGGUCUUUUUGUUUUUUUCGAGGGAUCUGAUUGGUCAAGAAAAAAUAUUCAGGGGUCCAGUACCGAUGUAGUCGCAUCUGUCGUUUUUUAUUGGUCGUCAUGAAAAAAAACGUAAGGGAUAACACUGUUGUUUAUUUAUCGAAUAAAACAUGAGGUGCCA